CAGUGCUAGUGCACCGAAUCACUGGAAACAUUAGUCUAGAUUGGAAGCAAACUUGACUCAAUGACCAGGUUCAGGACCCUCUCGGUCGUAACGGAUACCGAUUUCCAAUGCGAUUCUGCCCCCUGGCCCAUCUAGGGUGACGAUGCAGAUCUCCCUGCGGCGCCCGGUGCGGACGAGGGCCGCUGACGCUGAGAUCUCUUCUCUUUGUCGUUUGGUCUCCCGCAACUGACACUCUUCCUUCUGUUCACCCAGAGAAAGAAUCUCGAGAAUUACUUAACCCAUGCUCUUCCCGGGGUAGAGAGACCUUUCGUCAUCAAGAGAUUCAAUCAACAACAUCAACAACUCAGCUCUCAAUCGAGGCCUCGAUAGAGCUUCUAAAGCUAUCAACGCGGCUCGAAAUCCACCAUCAAGCCUUUGGCCGACACAACAGAACCUCCGCCGAAGAUGUCGAAGCAACAACAGCAUUCAUCCCCAUCGGACCCCCAGAUGACCUUUUCGGACCCGCAUCCGUCCGUAGCAGACGUCAAAGUAGAUCAAAAUACAACGGAUUACUCUUCCGACCACCCUUCCACGAUACGGCAGAUCGACCCGGAAAAAGGUGGUCCUCCGGCCGACGGUGCGAAGCCGUCUUGGCCCGGCAGCGAUGCGCCGGACGGAGGUGUCACGGCAUGGCUUGUCGUUCUUGGCGCCUGGUGUACAUCGUUUUGCAGUUUCGGAUGGGUAAAUAGUGUCGGAGCUUUCCAGGAAUACUACCAGAACGACUUGCUCCGCAACUACUCGCCGAGUACCAUUUCAUGGAUUCCUUCUCUCCAGAUCUUCUUCAUGAUGGCAAUGGGACCCAUCAUCGGACAGCUUUACGAUCACUACGGCCCCCGCUACCUCAUCCUUGCCGGCACAUUCCUUCACGUCUUUGGUCUCAUGAUGACCUCUCUCGCAACUCAGUACUGGCAAAUCCUCCUAGCACAAGGCGUGUGCUCCGCCAUCGGCGUUGCAGCCAUCUUUCAGCCGGCACUAAAUACGAUCCACGGUUGGUUCAACGUCAAGCGCGGCGCCGCUUUCGGUCUCCUUUCCACCGGCUCCAGCAUCGGCGGCAUCGUCUUCCCGAUCAUGGUGACAAGAUUGAUCAAGUCGCUGGGUUAUCCCUGGGCAAUGCGCAUCUGCGCCUUCAUGAUCCUCGGUCUCCUCAUCAUCGCGAACCUCACAGUCAAGGCCCUCCACCCGCCGCGUCCCCAAAAGAUAUCCAUGGAUCAGAUCAUCCGCCCCUUUAAGGAGUAUGAGUUUGUCUGUGUCGUCAUCGGUUUUUUCCUAUUCACAUACGGCAUCUUCGUGCCUAUCAACUACAUCCAGGUCCAGGCCCUCGAGGCCGGCAUGGACCCUAACCUGGCGCAGUAUCUCGUAGCCAUCCUCAACGCUGGCAGUCUCUUCGGCCGAAUAUUCUCCGGCCUCAUGGGCGACAAGAUUGGAAAGUACAACAUCUUCGUGGUGGUGUGCUACCUGACCUCGAUCUGGAUGCUUGCGCUCUGGAUCCCGGCCAACUCGGACGGCGCGCUAAUCGCCUUUGCCAUACUCUUCGGCUUCUGCUCCGGCGCGUACGUUUCGUUGAUUGCACCCCUCAUCGCCCAGAUCUCGCCCCUCCAUGAGAUUGGCUUCCGCACGGGAAUCACGUUCUUCACAAACUCUAUUGGCGGUCUGACGACGAACCCUAUCAACGGAGCUAUUUUGGCUGGCUCGGGGGGGUGGGUCGGCAUCAAGGUGUUCUCGGGCGUGUUUUGCAUUGCAGGAACGACUUUUAUCCUUGCGGCGAGAAUUCACCGCACCGGAUGGAAGGUCUUUACUGCAUUCUAGACUGAAGGCGCGGCAAGGAAGCAUUGUUAUAUUACUAAUGACGGACUGGGGCGGCAGAAUGCAACAAUCUUUACGUGAAGGAAUUUGGCAUUGGCAUAUAGAUUAAGACAUCCGUACAUUUUAUAUUUAACACCCUCAACUCUUUUCACAGUCUCCUCAUACAGAGCGCCUAGAGAACCUGGUUCGAUGUGGUUGAAGACUCACGUCAUAUUAUGAAAGAUUAGCGCGUAUCGUAAAGACUUGACGCGACAACGUGCCACAAACGAUACGAUGGUCUCAUCAAGCAAUCGUUAUGACACCCUAUCCCAUAGCGUCUGAC
Colletotrichum godetiae is the source of this 2164-nucleotide messenger RNA. Its product is annotated as major facilitator superfamily transporter. Gene Ontology annotation, cellular component: membrane. The coding region runs from base 445 to 1845 and encodes 466 amino acids. Gene Ontology annotation, molecular function: transmembrane transporter activity. The transcript is spliced from 3 exons. NCBI's taxonomy places the organism in Eukaryota, Fungi, Ascomycota, Sordariomycetes, Glomerellales, Glomerellaceae. Gene Ontology annotation, biological process: transmembrane transport. The record is from RefSeq and is a predicted model, not a curated record.